Meyerozyma guilliermondii ATCC 6260 is the source of this 1212-nucleotide messenger RNA. It is a transcript of the gene SIR2, whose product is annotated as Sir2p. The transcript has a single exon. Gene Ontology annotation, molecular function: NAD+ binding. The coding region runs from base 1 to 1212 and encodes 403 amino acids. NCBI's taxonomy places the organism in Eukaryota, Fungi, Ascomycota, Pichiomycetes, Serinales, Debaryomycetaceae. The record is from RefSeq and is a predicted model, not a curated record.
AUGCCGCUACGAAAACUGGCUCCCAGGAAGAAACGGCAUAGGAAACGUAUAACAGAAAGAGACUCAGAUCCACAGAAUCUAACAAUAUUUCAAAAAAAUGAAAGACUUAACGUACUUCAACUGGACUUACACGAUUUUCUCAAACGGUAUGUUCCUGCCAGAUUCACAAAAAACGUUCUCCAGAAUAUCUUGGAGCAGCUAAAUCUCCCUAGGGCUCAUGAUGGAUCCACCCAUGAAGUCGCUGGUCGAUUUCUUCACUGUUUGAAGAUGUUACAGACCACUCGUAAUUCCUCUCCUCCCCCCAAAUUUUUAAAUCUUACCGACUCGUUACUGGUGCUUGAAAAGGCAAAAAAAAUCCUUGUUGUGACCGGAGCGGGCAUUUCCACAUCACUAGGUAUCCCAGAUUUCAGAUCUUUCCAGGGAAUAUACUCACAAUUGAGUCGGUCAGGAUUGGAGAAUGCCCAGCAGGUGUUUCACAUUGACAGGUUUUGUAAAGAUCCAACUUUGUUUUACCUGGUUGCUCAUAAAAUACUUCCACAGGGAGACAAAGUAUCGGACUUUCACCGAUUCUUGCGUCUUUUAGAACAAAAGAACAAAUUAUUAAGAGUGUACACCCAGAACAUCGAUAAUCUUGAAUUGGCUGCUGGAAUUGAUCCUUCAAGAAUAGUCCACUGCCACGGAACUCUAAGCACCUCUACGUGCUUAACUUGCCGUGCUACGUUUUCUGGAGCCGCUACAUUCGCAGCAAUAAAAAUGCGCCAGGUUCCUUAUUGCUCGUUAUGUGUUACAGAUCUAGGUUCGGUUCCUAUGAAAGGUUUAAUUAAACCGGAUAUCACAUUUUUUGGUGAAGAUUUGAGUUCUCGCUUCGAAACCAUGAUUGGAAAAGAUGUGGAGGAGUGUGACUUACUACUUGUCGCAGGCACUUCGCUAAAAGUGGAACCAGUCGCAAGUAUAGUUCGAAAUGCUCAGAACGUUAAAAAAGUACUUGUGAAUCGUGAUAAAAUUGAUGGGUUCGACAUAAACUUCUUGGGCAACUGUGACGAUAUAAGUGGCUAUAUAUGCCAGGAACUAAAGUGGAAACUAGAAACCUUGACUGACGCAAAUUUCUAUGGCGUUGAAGUGCACAAUGAUUCGUUCCAAGUUAGCAAAAGGUGGCAUGGAAAAAGAAAAAGGGAAUCACGGUUCGGUGUGUCCACUUUCCAAUUGCUGUAA